This is a messenger RNA of Physella acuta, 2084 nucleotides long. RefSeq names its product cytochrome P450 2D15-like. Gene Ontology annotation, molecular function: steroid hydroxylase activity; iron ion binding; oxidoreductase activity, acting on paired donors, with incorporation or reduction of molecular oxygen, reduced flavin or flavoprotein as one donor, and incorporation of one atom of oxygen. Lineage: Eukaryota; Metazoa; Mollusca; Gastropoda; Physidae. Gene Ontology annotation, cellular component: intracellular membrane-bounded organelle; cytoplasm. Gene Ontology annotation, biological process: xenobiotic metabolic process. The record is from RefSeq and is a predicted model, not a curated record.
AAAUCAUGGAAGUGACGUCAUUGUUGGCCCUAGCUGUUGUGGUAACGUCUAUCCUCUACUGGUUGAUUAAGAAGCCGAACAAUCUUCCACCAUCUCCUGGUAUAGCUCUGCCUAUUGUCGGCCAUUUGUAUUUGAUAGAGCGAGAUCCAAGACAGCAGUUCAAAAAAUGGUCUCAAAAACUUGGCGAUGUCUUCAGUUUAAAGUUAGGACAAGAAACAGUCGUCGUUUUGAAUUCUUUUGAGGUCAUAAAGGAGGCUCUAGUCAAACACGGAGAUUCGUUAUCUGAUCGAUCGACUAGAUCAUUUGUAGCUAGAAAUGUGCCUCACGUUUCAAAGGGCAUAAUUUUUUCAUCCGGAACAGAUUGGAAAGAGCAAAGAACCGUCUCGCUUUCAAUUCUGAGAAAAUUUGGCUUGGGGAAAAAUAUCUUGGCAGAAAAAAUAGCCGAAGAAAUUAAAAUUUUGUUGAAAAAACUUGCAAGCGAAAAUGGCAAACCCAUUCAAAUUCGGGGACUUCUGAAUAUAAGUGUGUCUAAUAUAAUUUGCUCUAUUAUUUUUGGACGACGAUUUGAUUUCGAUGAUCCUAAAUUUAACUAUCUCACUGCACUGCUCAAUGACUCAGUGCGUCUAAACUCUGGCGUCAUGCGACUCAACUUUCUACCGUUUCUAACAUAUCUACCCAACUACAAGACGCUGGGGAAAAAAUUGAUUUCCAUUGGUAACGAGCUCCGAGCAUUCUCAGAGUCAAUGGUGAGAGAAAUCAAGAAGAAAUACGACCCGAAUAAUCUGGACAAUUACAUAGUAGCGUAUGUCCAUGAGAUGGAGAAGAAACGCCAGUUAAACCAGCCGACGUAUUUAAACGAGAUUAGUCUAGUUCGACACAUUGACAAUCUGUUUCUUGCAGGGACGGAGACCACCAGCACCACAAUAUUGUGGGCUUUGUAUUUUGUCUUACUCCACCCGGACACGCAGAAUAAAAUUUACCAGGAGAUUAAGGAAUAUGUUGGGUUAGGCCGAGCGCCCACCAUGUCGGAUAAACCACAGCUCAAGUAUUUGAACGCUUUUAUCAUGGAGACACAGAGACUCUCCAGCCUGGUUCCGUUUAGUGUCAUCCAUGUCUGCGCACAAGACACAGUCCUCAACGGUUUCACUAUCCCAGAAGGCGCUCAGGUCAUUCCAAAUUUAGACGCAGUUCUAAAAGACAAGAAAAUCUGGGGAGAUCCUGAGAAUUUCCGACCUGAAAGAUUUCUGGACGAGCAGGGUAAUUUGAUAAAGAGAGAAGAGCUCAUACCUUUUUCUAUCGGUCGCAGAAUUUGUCUUGGGGAAUCCCUGGCUAAGAUGGAACUUUUCUUGUUCCUGUCGUCCAUGUUUCAGAGGUUCGAGUUCCUGCCUGCUGACCCAAAUCACUGCCUCUCCCGGAAGGACGUCUUUGGUGGAGCUGUUUCUCCUGCUCCGUUUGACGUUAGAUGCGUCACAAGACUGCAGUAGCACCAUCAGCUUAUCUAACAGCACAUUUUAUUUAAAAACUGUUUAACCAAUUUUUUUUAAAGUAUUCAGUGUUACUUUAAAAUAUCUUAAUAUUGUAACUAGAUAAGUGUUGAUGUGUUUAUCAUCGUCAUCAUUAACCCUUAUUGGGAGUCGUUGGGGCACCGCAAUUGACUUUAUAAUUAUCUUCCAUCCAUCUCGGUCAUUUGCCACUCUAAUUAGUUCUGAGACGUGCAACCAUGUCCAAUCCUUGAUGUCAUCUAUAGAGUGCCGUCUUUGCCUUCCCCUUCUCCCUCCGGGCACAGUGCUCUUUAUUAUUGUUUUGGAAAGGCUGUUGUUUCGAAGACAUGCUCAUAACAUCUAAGCAUUCAUUUGUUGACUACUCAGUAGACUCUCAAAUGGACCAAUCACAUUAGUGAUCAUUUCACGGACUUUUUCAUGACUGUGUUUAACUCAAUCAAACAGCUUUAUUUUUUAUAUAAUUGAAUUAUUUUAUGCCGGCAUCAAGAAUUUGUAAUCGGAUCUUUUGUCCUAAGUCACUGUUGUUCUAUAAAUUAAUUACCAAUGAAAAUAAAAUACUAAUAACUAAACAAACAUGUAAUU